Molecule: messenger RNA, 1557 nt
Organism: Hemiscyllium ocellatum (epaulette shark)
Lineage: Eukaryota; Metazoa; Chordata; Chondrichthyes; Orectolobiformes; Hemiscylliidae
Product: bile acid receptor-like
Exons: 10
Coding region: 1-1557 (518 amino acids)
Biological process (GO): cell differentiation; negative regulation of inflammatory response; positive regulation of transcription by RNA polymerase II
Cellular component (GO): nucleus
Molecular function (GO): ecdysone binding; RNA polymerase II cis-regulatory region sequence-specific DNA binding; zinc ion binding
Source: RefSeq, a predicted model, not a curated record
AUGAAACACUGGACAGGGUCAGAGGCCAACAUGGCUGCACACAACCACUUAGCUCUCUCAGAUGGAUACUGCCUUGCAGAGCCACCCCAGCUUUAUGAAGUUCUGACAGAUCAGAUCAGCUACCCACUUCAAGAUCCAGAUCUGCAGAUGACUCCAUACAACCAGUAUCCCAGCAUGCAAUUCUCUCCAAUGGCAGCACCCCAGCCACAAACACACUAUUCUGCCCACAAUUAUUAUCCACAGUAUUCAGCUGAAGGGCAUUAUUCACCUAACUCGUAUGAAUUAAACAAAUCACAGUUCCUGGGCCCCAGUGAUGCUGAUACAGGAAUACCUGUAAUGAAAAGACCUCGACUCAAUCAUUCAUCUUUGCGAAUAAAGGGUGAGGAGGAGCUAUGUGUGGUGUGUGGAGACAAAGCCUCUGGGUAUCACUAUAAUGCACUAACCUGUGAAGGAUGCAAAGGAUUCUUCCGCAGGAGUAUCACCAAGAAUGCUGUGUAUAAAUGUAAGACUGGUGGGAAUUGUGAAAUGGAUAUGUACAUGAGGAGGAAAUGUCAGGAAUGUCGACUGAAGAAAUGCAAAGCUGUAGGAAUGUUGGCAGAAUGUUUGUUGACAGAAAUUCAGUGUAAAUCUAAGCGUUUGCGGAAAAACACCAAGCAAGUCAUGGACCUAUUGUGUAACAUAAAGAUGGAAGAAGAAGGAGUUGACAGUAAACAGGUUUCAUCCACAACCAAGGCUGGGAAGAUACAGGAGAGAGUUGAGUUCACACCUGAACAACAACAACUUCUGGAUUAUAUUGUGGAAGCUCAUCACAAGUAUCGAAUACCCCAAGAAGCAGCAAGAAAAUUUUUGCUGGAACUUUCAAAUCCUGUGGAGAAUCUUCUCCGACUGACAGAGAAUGCGACACUUCAUGUUGAAGUAUUAGUGGAGUUUACCAAACGAUUGCCAGGAUUCCAGACAUUAGACCAUGAAGACCAGAUUGCAUUGCUAAAAGGUUCCACUGUGGAAGUCAUGUUCCUUCGGUCUGCGCAACUGUAUAACCAGCGCUUCACACAGAUUAGUCACCAAUUUAUCCAAGACACUGAUCACUAUUCCACAUUCUCUGGGUGCUGUCAUAACCAGUGUUUUGAGGAGCAUGUUCCAGCUGUUAUGAUGGAGCAGUCCCAUCUGGAUGAAGUUUCAAUUAUUGUUCCAAAUUGUGCAUUAGGUACAACUGAAGAAUUUAUAACACCAAUGUUCGACUUCUACAGAAGUAUGGGAGAAAUGAAUGUGACAGAUACUGAAUAUGCCUUACUUUCUGCAACCACAAUCCUUUUCUCAGAUCGACCCUAUAUAAAGAAUAAACUACAUGUAGAAAAGUUACAGGAGCCUCUUUUGGAGAUUUUAUACAAGUAUUCGAAGAUCCAUCAUCCGGAAAGUCCACAGCGCUUUGCUCGGCUGUUGGGUCGUCUUACUCAACUUAGAACCCUUAACCACAACCAUUCGGAGGUACUGAUGUCAUGGAAAACAAAGGAUCAGAAACUCACACCCUUGCUGUGUGAAAUUUGGGAUGUACAGUGA